This is a messenger RNA of Linepithema humile (Argentine ant), 1684 nucleotides long. The record is from RefSeq and is a predicted model, not a curated record. NCBI's taxonomy places the organism in Eukaryota, Metazoa, Arthropoda, Insecta, Hymenoptera, Formicidae.
AUGUUUCCUUUUCCGUCUCCCGCAUGCACGAGAUUUUCUUCUAGCUGCGUAGAAAUUGCAGGUUCACGUAAUUUGUCGGGAAAUCGCGACGAUUACUACGAUGAUUUGGAAUUCUUGGUCGACGGACGUGGUCGACCUGUUCAAGAGGAUCCUUACGAGGAUGAUUUCGUGACAACGCAUCGACGUUUUAAGGAACGCGCGGCUGCUGCGUUUGAGGAGGAUCUGAUGGAAUUGAGACGCAAAAGACGAGACAUGCAGGAUCGCAUCUUCGACGUGAUCGACCUGAAUGCUGAGAUCGAGAAGGCUAAGACCACAUUGGAGGCCGCUGGAAUGGCAUUCCAGCGACAUGCGACCAAGUUCGACAACCAGAACGAAGACGAGCAGACGAUGUCGCUGACGCAGAGACUCGACAGAACGCGUAAGAUCGCAAAUACGGAUUUGGUUCCAGAAAAGUCAAAGCCUAAGACUUUUCUGAUGAAGUGGCCAAAAGUAGCGAUUGAGGAAUCGGAAGCUGUUCAACCUGCUGCUCAGAUUGGGAGACAGCGCAGAAUCAAUUCCUUGAUCGACACCAGUGAGAUUUCCGAUCCGCUGGAAACUCUCGUGAUGCAGCCGAUAAAGAGGAAAUUUUUGAAAAGAAAGAAGAGUGUUUCGUUUUAAAAGUUAAGGAUUAUUUCUUAUUAAAUGCUACAAUGUUUAUAAAAACAUUCUAUUGAAAAAUAUUUUAAUCUGAAAGAUUUUCUUAAAAUUCAAAGAAUUUCAGCUUUAUUUUUAUGACAUUAAAUAUCUUUAUAAUUGACGCUUAAAUUAAAAUCUAAGUUUAGGUCGUUUAAAAUUAAGUAAAAGGUAUGCUUUUAUAUCUUUUAUAGAUUAACUUCUAAAUUUCUUGAUUUUUGACGACUGUUAAACAUUAUUGAUGGUUUUGUAAAAAAACCAUUACCUUUAAAUUAAUUCAAGAAUUUAUUCCUAUUAUACUUGUUAAUAGAUCUAGAAUGUCCUGUAUAUUUUAUCAUCAUUAAUACCAUAAAAAUAUUAUAUGAAAUAUUGUGAAGAUAUUUUCUAAUAAUUAGGUUCUCAUUAUUUUAUUUAAUUAUUAGAAUCAUUAAUCUUAUUUAUUUAGUUACGCGGCGUUUUUCUGAUAUUCUGUUAAAAUGUUCUGUAAAAACAAUUCGUUAUUGUUAGUUAAAAUCGUGUACUUUAAUAAAUGAAUAGUGUUAUGUAUUUAAUAAAUAUUAAGUGUUAAAUAAAAUUAUAGAAAACAUGUACGUUAAAAGACUCUGUAUUAAUUAAAAAUUCUAUAAUUUUUUCCUGGAAAUUAGAAAUAAAAUUGAUUAUUACAUUUCCAAAAAAGCAAUUUUUGACGUUCAAAUGUAAAAGUGUAUUUUACAAUGCCGGUUUCCAAUGCUAAAUAUACAUAUACCGAUUAAAUACAUAAAUAUAUCACUAUAUCACAUGGUUUGCUCCAAUACGUUAUCAUAUGCGUUAUCAAUUUUCAAUGUUAUCAAUCACAUAGAAAUAACAAUACUAUCUACAUAAGACUAAUUUAUAGAAAAUAUCUAAUAAAAAUUACCGAGUUGCGUAAAAAUGACAAUAGAAAUGAUGUGUAUCCGAUUCAAUUAAAAAAAAAAGGAAUUAAAACAUGAAUAUUGACAAAGAUGCUCCACAUGACGAUAUACGUACGCAAAAA